CCGACUGCAAUCAUCAUUCAGAUCAAGUGAACAGUUGAAGAAGCAACUGAAAAAAAUAAAAUAAGUCAAGUUAUUAAAUUUUAUAACUCCACAAAUCAAGAUGUUUGCAAAAACUGCUGUACUUUUCACUAUUGCUACUGUCCUAAUUGUUGGAGUAUACUCAGCAAGUAUUAGCAAUGAUGAUUAUAUCGUUGUUGAUGAAGCUCCUGAAAGGUGUGAAGUUGGAAGGAAGUACAAAGUAGAUUGUAAUACCUGUACUUGUUAUGAAGAAACUUCUCUUGCUUGCACAAGGAUGAAGUGUGUUCACCCUCCAGAAAAGAGAUCUGUAUCAGAUGAUGUUCCUCAAGAGCCAUGGGGUCCUCUAUGGGUUCCCGGAACUCCUUGUGAACCUCGUCAACGAUUCUACAGCGAGUGCAACAGUUGUUUAUGUACUCCUGAUGGAAGAAAUGCUGUUUGUACAAUGAAAGCUUGCUUCCGACCUUCAGUGUCUGCGUAGAUAACAGUUUUUAUAAAAUCAAAAAUUUUUUAAUAACAAUCAAUAGUGAUUGAUAUAAUGAUAAAUAUUAUUUAUUUAUUAAUUGUUAAAUAUAAAACUUCUCAUUUUGAAUA
Molecule: messenger RNA, 609 nt
Organism: Chelonus insularis
Lineage: Eukaryota; Metazoa; Arthropoda; Insecta; Hymenoptera; Braconidae
Product: serine protease inhibitor I/II-like
Exons: 3
Coding region: 101-496 (131 amino acids)
Molecular function (GO): peptidase inhibitor activity
Source: RefSeq, a predicted model, not a curated record